Molecule: messenger RNA, 5884 nt
Organism: Acanthoscelides obtectus
Lineage: Eukaryota; Metazoa; Arthropoda; Insecta; Coleoptera; Chrysomelidae
Source: the annotation of a GenBank genome assembly
GACCAGGAACCGUUGAAACGACGUUCUCAGGCUAAUAAUAACUGGCGAAGUUGUGAUAUUUUUAGUGCCAAAACACAAUAUUAUGUGUGAGUGAUUAUCUCACAUACACAUAAAGCAGCGAUUUAAUGGCCGCGCAGUCUUGUUUUAGUGAAAAAAAUAUGAACAGUGGUUGCUGGAAAACAAAUGAAAACGAUGAAGCCCGGAAUGCAAAAUCGGACAGACACCACAACUUUUCCAAAGAUCUCUUUUAUAAACUAUACGCUACAAAAGCAACAGGCUCUAAAGGUAUUUCCUAUGUAAACGUUUGUGACAGAAAUCCAAUGUAUUGCUUGGAAAGUUGUUUUGGGAAAUGUGUGAAGAAGACAGACACACUUUUUGUACGUUAGAUAGACGUGGGUGUUUUGUAGGUGUGUAAAUUGAACUAAAACAAAUAAAAAAUGUGGUCCCAGUCGAGAAAACACAACCUCAAACCCGAAGUUUGGGCCGAACGAUACAAGGAAAAGAAUUUGUCUGGAUCCAAAGCCGUUUUUAUAGAUCUAGAAGAGGAUAGAGACGAUGAUACAAAUAAAGUAUAUUCUAAAUGGUCAGAACUACCAGACUUGCUUUUGGAACAAAUAUUUUCGUAUUUGGGCAUAAGAGAGAAAUAUUACGCCAGCUUAGUAUGUAAAAAUUGGUAUAGAGCCUUUCAUUUGCCUUAUGCUUGGAAAUUUUUCACGCUGGAUGAUAAUACGUUAACUAGAAGUAGGUUCAAUUAUUAUUCCGGAUGGCAGUACGUUCUGGAUCACGUCAGAUGUCAAAGUUGUAUGGCGAAUGUAGGAAAAAACAUAAAGCACCUGACCAUAGAGCCGAUGUUGAAUUUCUACAAUCUGUACGAGUUCAUGAACAUCGUAUCAUGGUACACCGAACAGCGAGAAAAGAAAGAGAACGUUGACGUGGGCAUUGGGAGUAAAAUAAAGUAUUUGAAAUUCACGUUUCCUUGCAAUAUGACAAACAGAGAUGAUUCUGAAAGGAUACGUCUGUUUGGCACUGGAGGUAAGCUACUUGCGGCUCUGAAAAGACUGAUGGGUAAUCUUAAAAAGUUAGAAUAUCUGCAACUGAUAGACUUGAUGCUGGAACCAAAGGAAGCUCAGUAUCUCUUGGACGAAGUAUGUGAAAUCUGCUGUUUAACGUUGAAGUCUCUCAGAGUGAUAAAUGCCACAAGGGUGCCGUAUCAAAUGUUGCAUAUGGGCGUGUUUUUGAAUCUAUGGGAACUCUACAUAAGCCCUCAAAACUUGGGAGACGACUUAGUGGUUCUGUUGGGUGAUACCAACUUGAAACAUUUGCAUAUAGUUCAAAACCGCUACACACCUAAUGACAUAAAUAUAAGGCCAGUAUCACCAGUCGUGUGGAAAAAAUGCCGUAAGCAAAAUAAAAGGCUGAAUGUUCACCUACAAGUGGAAAGUUUCAAGGAGAAAGCUCUUAUUUGGCAAGAGAACGCUCCUGUUCGAACUGUACUUUAUGAUUCGCCGCAUAUCGGGCUAAGACCAGAUGCACUUGUGACAGCAAUAGACUUCUACAGGGAAGACCUAAGAAUAUAUGGUCAUAAGAGCAUCCCAAGAUUCUACAGAUCUAAAUCAUUCAUAGAUAGAAUUGAUGAACAUCUGGUUAUGUUAGUGCAGAGAUGUACAUAUCUGUCAACAUUGGUAGUGACAGAACGGAUAUCAACAGCGACGGUUCUGUUAUUAGUUUAUUAUGGCAGAAAUCUAAAAUGGUUAUUCAUCCGAGGUAACGCUGUGAUAAUUAGAAAUGACUGGAAACAUCACGGGCCUGAUUGGACAGAUGAAUUUGCUGCUUGGAUAAAAAACAGCAGUCGGUCUUACGCUGCAGUUGAGAAGGAAGUUUCACAAAUACUUGGUUACAGAUGGAGGUUUCUCACUGACAAGGAGUUUAAGAUGCUUAAAGUUAAUGUACAGGACUACUAAAGUUAUGGACUAUCACUUAGGUGUUUCACAACAGAGCCUGACGUGCUGACGAUUGUCCCGCGUAUCACCGAUCACUUGGAGACAUACGGCACUUUGAUACAACAGACAACUUAGAGCUAUGUUAAGAUACCUAUCAAAUAGUUUUCGGUAUCAGCCAAGUAGAUCAGAUAAAAAAUAAUUUUUGAGUAGAGUGGAUGAAUUACAUAGACGACGACCAGAAAUAAGAAAAAGAUAAGAUACGAGGGUUGUCUCAAAAAUAAGGUUUCCACGAUUUUUCAGGCACACUGAAUUUUUUAUUUGAAUAAACGAAUUUACCAUUGGAAACGUUGAUCUUUUAGCUAUUAUUCUACAUAGUCGCCAUUUUUUCUCCGACUUUUUUUGUACUUGGUAUCCAAUUUUUCACUCCCGCCUGCCGAAUAUAAUAUAUUUUGUGUAAUAUACAGGGUGUUCCUUAAUGAUACGCGAAUAUUUUUUUUACUCAAAAAUGGCACAUCGAAGGAAAACAAUUCAAGAGAGAUCAUUUGUUUUAAAUUGAACGGGAAAUUCAAAAAUAAUUGUUAUUGGGCAAAAAAUCAUUGGCGUACCAUUUUUUUCUUAAAAAAUAUCGAAGUCAAUACCCGUACACACGCCACUGUUAAAGCUAAAAAUUAUUUUUGCAUUUAAAAAUCUACAACUUUAUUAACUUUCACUACGUACUAAAUAUCAGUGAAAUAUCUGAAGAGGUUCUGAAAAUAUUAUUUAAUUUCCAUUUUUUUCCUAAAACUUCAACACCCCGAGUUUUUGUAACGAAACAUUUUUGGACCAUAGUUUAUAAAGCAAACUAACAUUAAUUUUUCAUGUAGAUUCACACCCUUAAAUAUUCGCAUAUCAUUAAGGAACACCCUGUAUAAAAUUCCUUUGUGUAUUUGGAUUCCUGUACGGAGUGGAAGCAGCACUGUGUCUAUGUAAUAACGGGACUCAAUUCACGAUAUUAUCUAUUAUUAAAUUUAAGAGAUACUCUACCAUUGAAUCAAUUAAUUAGUUUGUAUCAUGCACAGGUUGACUCUAUCAUAAGAUAUGCAUAUCAUUUUGGGGGAUCUCUACUAAUUCAAAAGAUGUGUUUGAGAAACAGAAAAUAAUUAUUAUCAGAUGUAUAGCAGGUGUUAGUGCUAGAACAUCGUGUAGAGAACUGUUUAACAGAUUCAGAGUAUACAUCUUAAUGGAUUAUAUAUAUAUAUAUAUAUAUAUAUAUAUAUAUAUAUAUAUAUAUAUAUAUAUAAUUGUUUAUACAUAUUUAAAAAUAGAGAAAAAUUCCCAACACAUGGCCAAAUGCAUUCAAUUAAUACGAGGAUUAGUGAAGACUUUCAUAUACCACCCUACAGAACUAAAGAAUUGCCAGUCUAAACACAUUUAAGAAUCUCUUAAAAGACUAUUUCAUUGAAAAUAGCUUUUAUAAUGUGGAAGAAUAUUGUUAUAUAUGCCGUUAAAUCUUAAUUGACUUCACCAUUUGAGGACAUGUUGAAUACUUAUGCGGUGACGGAGAUGAAUGGCUCCAUUGCGCAUGGCUGGCAGGCCGGUAUUGAGCGUCGUCAAUAGGCGCUUCUUGUUGGGACCGGUUGUGACAAAAUUCACAAGCAUAAACAAGAGUUGUUGAUUUGUUUUUUGUGAAAUUGAAUUGAAGUGCAAUUACAGAAUUUUGAUAAUUACAAAUACCGCACACGUAAACGUUAAUAGGAUCUGUUUGCUUUCCGUCUCUGCGACCAUAACCAACCAUAUACAAUUUUGUUUCAUGUUUUUCAGUACAUCAUCAGUACGGUAUAGUUGUAGUCAUUUGGAGACAGAUGAUAGAAAGCAAACAAGUGAAUUUGGGUCUACUGACAAACUCAUUAUUGUAGUAUUUGCUUGUUUGCUUUCCGUCACAUAUGUAUUUCCAAAAGACUAGACCUAUAUCGUACUGAUUGCUGAAAAUCAUGAAACAACGUUGUAUACAGUUGGUUAUGAUCACAGAGUCGGUGAUUGUUAAAACUUUGAUCAUAUCUUAAUAUCUUCAUAUUUUUUGUUACUGAAUUUCCAGAUGUCUGGAUAAUAAACUGUGUUAGCUUCGCUUUGAAAAUUUUCACAUACAUUGUCUUUAGACAAAUCUGCAAUUCCGGAUGCAACCUGCGUUAAACGCAAUCUUUUGUGCUGAAAGUUUAUAUUCAGCACUGUUAAUUCGGGGUGUCCCACGUACAACCAAUACUCAAAAAGCAGACGUAAUACAGUUAUGAAAAUUUGGGUUAAUAAUAUAACUGAUGAGAGCAAGUUGGAUCAAAUAUUCUCAAAGUGAUGACACUUCCGGUUGUACCGUAAGUUGCUAUUGCUUAUUUUAAAUAGUACACCCUGUAUGUUAUUCAAUUUUUGAAUUCUACGCGAGAUGUUAAAUACAAUUCAAGUAUAUCAUCCUUUACCUAAGUUUAACCGUUAUUGAGAUAUUUCAAAUUUUGCAUAAAAAUGACAAAUGCAGAGGAUUAUAACAAUUUUUUCUCGUAUUUUUGUCUUCACCAUGUGAUCUGUAACCGGCUUCUUGUAGUAAGGAACGUACUUUAGUAGAUUUUUUCCUGAUUUGGAUAACCAAUAGUGCAGGGCAGUCAAAAAAGAGAAUGGAAAUUAGAUUUUAUAAAACCUACGUCAAUUUUUACACAUAGAAAUUACCUUUUUAUGAUUUCAACGAGAACAAGGUUAGUCUUAGGUUUAGGAGGAUAUAUGUAUAUGAAGUGAUGAAGAAUACGCAGGUUGCUGUAUAUAAAAUAAGCAAGUUGGUAUUAAAUUCCGGUACAACUGGAAAUGCCACUAUAUUGAAAAGAUUUUAUUCGAAUUGUUCCCAUUAGUUAUACAAUGGACUGUCUUACGUCAACUUUUGAUAAAUCGAUCAUUGAAGUUCUACAUUGGGACGCCCUGUAUUCGAGGUCUGUAAAUUAAGUGAUGAGACUGAUUUUUAAAUUUUUUUAAUUCAAAUGUAAUUACAAUUUAUCACCCUCAAAAUAACUUCCUUCUGAAGCCGGACAGUGCUGGAGAUGGUUCUUCCACUUCUCGUAGCAGUGCUAGAACUCCGAUACUCGAAUCGCCUUCAGCUGGUCGGUUACCGCCAUUUGAAUGUUUUCGACUGUUCCAAAAUGAAUUCCCUUGAGGUCAUUUUUCAAGUUCGGGAAGAGAAAAAAGUUGCAAGGACUCAAAUCAGGCGAAAAAGGAGUCUGAGAAGCCACUGAAAUGUUUUUACUGGCCUCGUUGUUCCCAGUUGUUCUUGAACCGAUGAACGGUGGUAUGUGUGAAAUUUAACUCUUCCUCGAUCAUUCUGACUGUCAACCGACGAUUUGAUCGCACAAGAUCCCCGAUUUUGUCGAUAUUUUCAUCAGUUCUUGAAAAUGAAGGCCUUCCGAUUCGAGGUUCAUCUCCCCUCUGAAAGUGCCUUAAACCACCGAAAAACCUGGGCUCUUGACAAAAGAGUUUCCAUUGCACUGUCCGCAAUUCUGAAGCAAAACCUGGUAGCAAAUCAUUGCUUGAAAUUCAUGUCACUCAUUUUUAGAAUAGAGAAAACUCUUCCAUAAAAAAAUUUCUACGAACAAGGAAACGACUCGAGCGAGUUCAAACUUAUACUGAAUGCGGAUCACACAUUCACCUGUCCCCCCUCCAAGCCCGGCGUCCCAGUGUUGCCAGAUCGAACGCUACGUUGCCAGUCUCAACACUUAAUUUACAGACCUCAUAUGUAAGCUUUGUUAAUGAUUUAGAUGUCAUGUUACAUUACAAAAACAAAAUGGUUGUGAUUUUAUAGAGUAGCAAUGUAUUUUUUACAUAUUCGUAUAGACGUAAAUACUGAAGGUUCUUCAUGGACAAUAUUUUAAGAACGAUUGAUAUUUGAACAUAUUGUAAUUAUGUCCGUGUUUCAAUAAAGUUCAUUGCAGAAUUUA